GGCAAUGGCGCAAUGACGCAAUGGCUGAAGCCUGGAGCUUUUUCCAGGUGACCCACAUGAUAGCAGCACCCCUCCUUCACCAAGACCCACGCCAAGAUCAGCCCCCUGCCCUGCGGUUCUCCAGUGCCCACAGCUGCUUUCUCCUCCCCAAGGCUGAAGCCAGACCUCCCACCUUACAGCGAGGAUGGAGAGCAAGGAGGAAGACCACGGUGCAGCUGGCAGCCACGAGGAAGACGAGCAGCGAGGCGAUGGCACCAUGGUCCCAGAUGAUGAAAGCCGCCUUGCAGACAUCAUCGAGUAUAUCAGGAAGGCACUGAGCAGGGAGGAGCUGCAGCGGCUGCUGGCGGAAGACGAGGCCUGGGGGAUAUUCGUGCGUAGGGCAGAAUUGUCCAGUGAGGAGGCACACGCGCUACGUGAAGCCCUGGCCAAGUGUAGCACAGGCACGGCCAUGGACUCGGUCCCAGACAAGGACCCGGAUGUGGACCUGGAAGACGAAGAAGAGCGGCAGGUGAGGGAGAGGUUUUUGAAGGCGUUUCCGCAGGUGAAAGCACAGCUGGAGGAGAGCAUAGCAAAGCUGCACGCCCUGGCAGACAAGGAACUUCUGGCUGGAAGAACAAGUCUCAUUACACGGACGCUCGGUGCGCAACACUUAGGACGGGUGGACCAGCAAGGACUCCCUGCAGUGAAGAUGGAGAGCAAGGAGGAAGACCAUGGCACAGCUGGCAGCCAUGAGGAAGAUGAACAGGGGGGCGAUGACACCAUGGUCCCAGAUGACGAAAGCUGCUUUGCAGACAUCAUUGAGUAUAUCAGGAAGACACUGAGCAGUGAGGAGCUGCAGCGGCUGUUGGCGGAAGACGAGGCCUGGGAGAUAUUCGUGCGUGGGGCAGAAUUGUCCAGUGAGGAGGCACAUGCGCUACGUGAAGCCCUGCUCAGUUAUUACACAGACACGGACACGGAGCCAGAGGACAUGGAGCCAGAGGACAAGGAACCAGAGGACACGGAGCCAGAAGAUGGAGCACACCGAAGAGAGCAGCAGGACAGGAAGAAGUUUUUGGAGGAGUUUCCACAGGUGAAAGCGCAGCUGGAGGAGAAAAUAGCAAAGCUGCACGCCCUGGCAGACAAGGUGGGCAAGGUGCACCGGGACUGCACCAUCACCAACGUGGUAGCUUCCUCCACUGGGACCGUCUCUGGCAUCCUGAGCAUCGCUGGACUGGCUCUGGCCCCUGUGACUGCAGGAGUCAGCCUGGCACUCACAGCCACAGGGAUAGGGUUGGGCACAGCAGCUGCAGUGACCGGUUUGACCUCUACCCUUGUGGACAGCGGAACAAGGGCAUCAGCAGAAGAGAAAGCUAGCCGCAUCACGUCGAGCAGCGUCAACCAAGUGGAGCUGGUUGCAAAGGCUGUGGGUCAGAGUGUCCCCAAAAUUCUCAAUGUAAGCCGUAGGUUCAUUGAGGUCCUGGAAGAUGUUGGGAAGAACGUCCACGCCAUCAAUAUUGCACAGGCAAACCCGCGCCUUUUGGCCAGUGCUAAGCAAUUCAUGACUGCAGGGAAGAUCUCAGCCCGCAGCACUAGGCAGGUGCAGAAAGCUUUUGGGGGCACUGCUCUGGCCAUGACCAAGGGAGCUCGCAUUGCAGGUGCUGCCACUGCCGGUGUCUUCCUUCUGAUGGAUGUGGUCAGCCUUAUCCAAGAUUCAGUGCACUUGCAUCAGGGUGCCCCUUCUGAGUUGGCUCAAGAUCUGCGGCAGCGGGCUCAGCAGCUGGAAGAGAAGUUGGCACAGCUCAUGGAGAUCUACAGGAGCCUGUAG
Messenger RNA from Ochotona curzoniae (black-lipped pika), 1804 nucleotides. RefSeq names its product apolipoprotein L2-like. The record is from RefSeq and is a predicted model, not a curated record. The transcript has 7 exons. Gene Ontology annotation, molecular function: lipid binding. Lineage: Eukaryota; Metazoa; Chordata; Mammalia; Lagomorpha; Ochotonidae. Gene Ontology annotation, biological process: lipoprotein metabolic process; lipid transport. Gene Ontology annotation, cellular component: extracellular region; membrane. Bases 185 to 1804 code for a protein of 539 amino acids.